Messenger RNA from Caenorhabditis remanei, 465 nucleotides. RefSeq lists its product as uncharacterized. The coding region runs from base 1 to 465 and encodes 154 amino acids. The record is from RefSeq and is a predicted model, not a curated record. The transcript has 3 exons. Lineage: Eukaryota; Metazoa; Nematoda; Chromadorea; Rhabditida; Rhabditidae.
AUGGGAUCGUCGUGGUCAAGAAAGAAAACCGUGCAAAGAACGGUAGACAUUGAAACAGAAAAGAAACGAGUCACAACAAAUGAGCGAGGUUCACAAUACAACGUGACAGCUGGAGGGAACGUAUAUUUUUUGGGCAACUCACCCAACUUCUCGACGAGCCCAGAAUUAAAGAAGAGACCAUGUCCGCUGGAAGAACAAUACUCGACGGAUUCACCAGAACAAAAAGUGAGGUUUAAAUUGUUGUAUAAGAGAAGACGAUACGAAGCGAGUGAGGAGAGAGAAAGUGGAGCAGUUCCGGAUUGGCGGAGAAACCCUCGUACAAUGCAGAAUUUCGACGUACUUGGAAUUGGUUUGCCCACCAUCCCAAGUCACACGGGGCUUCUCCUGGAAGAAACGAACUGCCCGGAAACAAAAUACAUGACGAAAGUCAACGUCGGGGGAUUGGAGACGGUAUCUCACUGUUGA